Sesamum indicum (sesame) is the source of this 1744-nucleotide messenger RNA. The record is from RefSeq and is a predicted model, not a curated record. NCBI's taxonomy places the organism in Eukaryota, Viridiplantae, Streptophyta, Magnoliopsida, Lamiales, Pedaliaceae.
CUGUGAUAUUAACGAACACACACUCUCUCUCUUUCUCUCUCUCUCUCUAGAGCUCCACUCUCUGCAUCUCCCCCUCCAAAAUUCCUCGGUAGCCGCGGCCGAAAUGGAAUCAGCUGCCAUGUCCCAAAUCGGGCUAGCAGGGCUGGCAGUAAUGGGCCAGAACUUAGCCCUUAACAUCGCCGAGAAAGGCUUCCCAAUCUCCGUCUACAACCGGACAACCUCCAAAGUGGACGAAACUUUAGAUCGAGCCCACCGCGAAGGCCAACUCCCCCUCUUCGGCCAGUACACUCCCAAAGAUUUCGUCCUUUCUAUCAAGAAACCCCGCUCCAUCAUCAUCUUAGUUAAAGCCGGCGCCCCCGUUGACCAAACCAUUGCCGCCCUCUCCGCUUACAUGGAGCCCGGCGACACCAUCAUCGACGGUGGCAACGAGUGGUACGAGAACACCGAGCGCCGCAUGGUCGACGCCUCCGCUAGUGGCUUGCUCUACUUGGGAAUGGGGGUUUCUGGCGGCGAAGAUGGGGCGCGUCACGGGCCCUCGUUGAUGCCUGGUGGGGCCCACAGGGCUUACUUGAACAUUCAUCAUAUACUUGAGAAGGUUGCGGCUCAGGUGGAUGAUGGGCCAUGCGUUACUUAUAUUGGCGAGGGUGGGUCCGGGAAUUUUGUGAAGAUGGUGCAUAAUGGGAUCGAAUAUGGCGAUAUGCAGCUCAUUUCGGAGGCAUACGAUGUUUUGAAGAAUGCUGGGGGGUUGGGGAAUGAGGAGCUGGCGGAAAUUUUUGGGGAGUGGAAUCGUGGGGAGUUGGAGAGUUUCUUGAUUGAGAUCACAUCAGAUAUUUUUAGGGUGGAGGAUGAGGAGACGGGGAAUGGACAUUUGGUGGAUAAGAUUUUGGAUAAGACCGGUAUGAAGGGCACGGGUAAAUGGACUGUUCAGCAAGCGGCUGAGCUGUCCAUAGCAGCUCCUACCAUUGCAGCUUCGUUGGAUAGUAGGUAUAUGAGUGGGUUGAAGGAAGAGAGAGAGGAGGCAGCGGAGAUUUUCAAGAAGGAAGGGUUGAAGGAGGAGAUCAAUAAUGUGAGUGCCGUGGAUAAGAAGAGGUUGAUUGAUGAUGUUAGGCAGGCGCUUUAUGCGUCCAAGAUUUGUAGUUAUGCACAAGGGAUGAAUUUGUUGAGGGCAAAGAGCAUGGAGAAGGGAUGGGGCUUGAAUUUGGGGGAGUUGGCGAGGAUUUGGAAAGGUGGGUGCAUUAUUAGGGCUGUCUUCUUGGAUAGAAUCAAGCAGGCAUACCAGAGGAAUCCUGGGUUGGCAAACUUGUUGGUGGACCCAGAAUUUGCAAGGGAGAUGGUGCAGAGACAGGCGGCGUGGAGGAGAGUUGUGGGCUUGGCAAUUCAGAAGGGGAUUAGCGUUCCAGGAAUGUCUGCAAGUUUGCAGUAUUUUGACACCUAUAGGCGUGGGAGACUUCCUGCCAACCUUGUGCAGGCUCAGAGGGACUACUUUGGUGCGCAUACCUAUGAGAGGAUUGAUCGCCCAGGAUCUUACCACACCGAGUGGUCCAAGCUUGCUCGGAAGGCCAGAGUGUAGUGCAGAUUGCUAGAUUGAGGUUUGGUUACUGAAAAAUUGUUCUAGCUUUGGUGAUCUUGAGGCAUUCAUAGUUGUAUCCCCUGAUGAGGAUUUCCUGCUCACUCAUAACAAACAUAUUUUGUAGCCUCUGCGUUGUUGUGAAUGCAGUUAAUAAGAGGAGCAUUCCUUUUUCAA